AUGGAGACAUUACACGGAUGCUGGCUUGAAGCCGACCGCGCCGAUUCCGUCGCCACCGAACUCCUUCGCAUCCGCAGCGUUCUAAAUCCCAUGACUUCAUCCUCAUCCUCACCCUCCUCUGCACACGCAACCUCGCUCUCCGCUCCCAGCUUCGACCACGAAAUCAUCACUGCCAUCCUACGACACGUCGAACAAACCUCUCGGCUGCUGCGCGACCUCCAUGAUCUCUUCCCCAUCUACCGUCUUCGCGUCGCUAUCGUCAUCUAUUAUCUCACAGUCAUCUUACCAUGCCUUCAGAGAACCUUGAGAGAUAUGCUGGAGUUUCUCACGUGUGAGGAUUUCUCGCCCCGCGUGAAGUGGGCGUUGAUGCAUGAACGGUUGAAUGAACAGGGGGGUAUGAGUUUGGCGUUGAGGUUUGUUAUGUAUGGGGAUUUCUUGGUGCAGCUAGUUAGGUUGUUGAGUAGGUGA
This is a messenger RNA of Sclerotinia borealis F-4128, 468 nucleotides long. The record is from the annotation of a GenBank genome assembly. NCBI's taxonomy places the organism in Eukaryota, Fungi, Ascomycota, Leotiomycetes, Helotiales, Sclerotiniaceae.